Molecule: messenger RNA, 261 nt
Organism: Aspergillus nomiae NRRL 13137
Lineage: Eukaryota; Fungi; Ascomycota; Eurotiomycetes; Eurotiales; Aspergillaceae
Exons: 1
Coding region: 1-261 (86 amino acids)
Source: RefSeq, a predicted model, not a curated record
AUGCGCGACAUGCCGUCUAGGUUUAUCGAAAUCCUCGACCCCGAAGAUUCUCAUUACCGUAUGUCUGAUGCCGACGUCCGGCUGGAAGAUGUCCUCGCGGACCAAGAGGCCAUCGCCAGCCGGCCCCGUUCCUCCACGCAAUCAUCGACUAAAGCGGGUCUCGAUAAAGACCGGAUAUAUCGGGAGGGUCCAUCGUCGCCACAACAGCGGUGGAAGCGCUUGAGCACGAUCCUGGUCCCUGCGAGACGGGGCUCCAGCUAG